Molecule: messenger RNA, 831 nt
Organism: Haemonchus placei
Lineage: Eukaryota; Metazoa; Nematoda; Chromadorea; Rhabditida; Trichostrongylidae
Source: the annotation of a GenBank genome assembly
AUGCAAAAAUCGUUAGGAGUACUAUCAAGUUGUGCCUUACCCAGCUUGGUCCGCCCAAAGAUGUCGGAAGUCGAGAAGGCGCAGACGGCUGUUCGUGAAAAUGACACCAUCUUUGGAAAGAUUAUCCGAAAGGAGAUACCAGCGAAAAUCAUAUAUGAGGAUGAUGAUGUUCUAGCAUUUCAUGAUGUCAGUCCCCAGGCUCCUGUGCAUUUCCUCGUGAUACCGAAGAAACGGAUCGCAAUGCUGCAAGAGGCCGAAGAUUCGGACCAGGCUCUUCUGGGAAAGCUCAUGCUGACCGCCGCUAAGGUUGCUCGCGACCUAGGACUUGAAAAAGGUUACAGAGUUGUUGUUAAUAACGGGCCUGAUGGCUGUCAAAGUUGUGGAAAUCACAGACGCCACCGCUCCCAUAUUGAGGACAUGUCGGAAAUAGAAAGAGCUAGUAGCGCCGUACGUGAAGAAGACACUGUCUUCGGAAGAAUCAUUCGAAGAGAGAUACCGGCGAAAAUCCUGUAUGAAGAUGAAGAGGUUAUGGCAUUUAAUGAUAUCAGUCCACAGGCUCCGGUGCAUUUUCUGGUUAUACCGAAAAAACGAAUCCCAAUGCUGCAAGAAGCUGAGGACCAGGACCAACUCCUCUUUGGGAAACUUAUGCUAACAGCUGCUAAGAUUGCUCGUGACCUACGACUCAAGGAUGGCUAUCGUAUUGUACUGAACAAUGGCCGCGAUGCUUGUCAAAGUGUUUUGCAUCUUCACCUCCAUGUACUCGGCGGAAGACAGCUGGCAUGGCCUCCAGGGUUCAAGUAUGUGGGACGAGUCAAAACUUCAGUUUUGUAG